AGGCCUCGAGCCAAAGGCGGCAGUGAUGAGACAUUUGAAUGCUCGCGGGCUAGCGGGCUAGCUAGCUGCUAGCAUACGCCUCGGAUUUACAAUAACAACUUUUCUUUUCCUCCAGAAACCAUGGCGUCGUACCACCGUUUAUUGCAACACACGACACCGCGGUUCGAAUCCCCCGCGAAGGUGUUUGCUAAGCUCAAAUCCAAAGUGCAGAGAGAAGGUAUGUGCGCGACGGAGGGGGCAGCAGGUGCAGCCGCGGACCCGCUGUGUAACGUUAGAGAGAAACAUGUCGUAAAGUCUCCCAGGAGGAGGACAGAGAGCACCUGGAUGACCGAGGAGCACAAGGAGAACCAGAGGGUUGGUUCUUAUCGCAAUGAAGCGCAGGCCUUGACCCUCUCGCCCAUAUCGAGUCCGCAGAAAACCUUCGGGUACUCGUAUUCAGACAUGAGCAGCAGGCCGGCGGAGGAAAUGCCCCCUGUGACUGGAAGAGGACGUGGAUGCACACCAAGAAAGGGAGCCUUCCUGGAGUCCACGGCGGUGUCUUAUCCCCUCUCUCAGACCAGGAAGCAGAUCCACACAGGACCACCUCACAUCAGAGACCUGGAUGGUUUCAAGGUGACCAGCAAGACUCCAGUAAAGAUACAGCCAGCAGAGAAUGACAGUGUGAGGCAUGUGUUUGAGGAGGAAUGUGCUCCCCUGAUGUCUUCAGCCUCUGUGUUUUCCCCCAUGAGGAAGAGGUUGAGGAAGAGAAAAUGGGAGCCAUGGGGGUUUAACGACGUUAGCAGCAGUACGAGGGAGCUCAGUGAUCAGACACGAGAAAGGAAAACCUGCAGCGCCUUCAGAGAGGAUGACGCCCACAACAACACUUACAUGGGGGAUGUGGAUCAUGGAAGAGGAUUCUCUGCUGACUGGUCGGAUACGAACCAGUUCAGUCACGAACCCACGUUCCCACCACCAAAAUCCAUCGGAAAGAAACGUUGCUGUGUUCUUGCAGAAGAAAUUCCUCCAAUGUCUCCAGCCAAGAUGUUUGCUUACAUGAAGGAGAGGGAAAGUAAAACAGAGCAGCCGGGAGUUCAGAACGUCAGCAGCAACACCAGGGAUCUCUUUGACAGGGGUAACUUCCAUCCGCCCAGAGACACGCCUCCCUCCACAGCUCACAGUAUGGGUGAGAUGGAGGACACUGCCUUUACAGCUGUUCAAGAAAGUGUGGUUCCUGUCAGCCGGUCCAGGGUAGAGUCAGCUGACAGCCAAUCAGACACAGAUCCCUCCGAGGACGUCCUGACCCCUGCUGGGCCGUCACAACCUGUUUUGCUCGAAGACCCCCUCGUACUCAAUACGCCACGGGUCUCCAUACCGAAGAAACACGAGGGUGUAUUCAGGCGCAACACAUUCCCAAGUGAGAGUGUGAUUUAUCUCAAGAAUUGGUUCCUGAGGAGGAAUCAUACGGGCCUGUUUGUUGAUGGAAUCCACCGGGAGGAAAACAUACCAUGGAACAGUAACAUCAUUAUGGACAGGGUUUCUAAUUAUGUGCUGAAGACCGUCUCUGGCAGGGUUUACAUACUGGUUGGAAAGAUGAACCUGGGUGUUGACUCUGGGUUGCCAGGGUGGCUUUUGAAGAAGUUUGUUAAUGGUUUUCCUCCGAACUGGAAGGCACUUUAUGAGAAGUUUCUGUCAGAGUCUAAAGGUGGCUCCAGCAAAGAAACAGAGAGGAACAGUGAAGGGAGAAGUAUCAUGGCAAAGACGAACCCUGAGGCAUCCAUCAAACUUUCUGUGAAGCGACAUAGGCAAAAGCCUUUAAAGACCCCUGAUCCCUGUCCUGCUUCCUCGUCUUCAACAAAAGUGUCUCGAAGUGGUCGCGUCAUCAAGCCACCUCUGGAGUACUGGAAAGGAGGGAGAGUCAUACUGGAUGCACACAUGAAUGUGACCAUACAUGAAUGUUACGAUACCUCCAUCUGCAAUCCGGAGGUCACUCCACAAGUAUCUGCGAGGUCAUCACAGAAACCUGCCCGUGUGUUCCUGCCCUGCAGCGAAGCCCGUAAGCAGUGUGAAUCAGCCAAUAAUGAAGCAGCAUCAGUACCGCUGAGGAAGGUCAAGGCUCCACUCCGCAAACGCAACAGAGCAAAGGCUAACCCUAGCGAGAAGCCCUCGUUUUCACCUCCUGUGGAGACCCUUAGCAGCCCUGAAGAGUGGUCUGGCAGAACAACAAGGUCCAGCCAACGGUGUCCAGCUGCAGAGAGAAUGUUGUAUGUGGACACUGUCCCUCAAAAGCAAGGCGAACCCAAAAAGUCUUCAACGCGAAAGUCAAAAAAACAAACACAUGACAGCAGAAGAUCUUCAGUGAGAGUUUCACAGAGCAAACGGUCUGUCACUGCAUCCCCAGACUCUCCCACUAGUGAUGAUAAAACAUCACAGGAUCAGUCAACAGAUGAUGACUUGGCCAUCAGGAGAAAGACGCGGGGGGAACGAGUGCACAGGAAGAGAGGAGGGAAGUCACAGCCGAGCCAUGUGUCUCCACCAAGGGAGUCCGAGGACAGCGGGAAGAGAACAAGAGUGACAAAAAAUAGAGAUGCUGCACAGACACAAACAAAACAUCAACAGAGCAAAUGCACAAAGACAUCACAACCCACAAAACCUUUGCCUAAGUCGACACAAUCCAGCAAGAAACAGAAGGCAGAUAAAGGCCACACAAUGAUUCCACAAGACCAAGAGGAAGACAAGUGGACCGAGGCAGAGCUUAUGAAGCUACAAGAAGCGGUGUCCUUCUACCCUAAGCACGUGGCAGGUUACUGGGCAAAGGUGGCGAGGGUGGUUGGAACACGUUCUGCUGAAGAGUGCCACAACCAGCACACAUCCAAGGGAACCUCCCAGACUCCCGCCAAGAACGCCAAGAAACCCAAAAAGAAAAAGAUGGAAGCACCGAAAGGCCCAGAUCAUCCUGUGAUAUCGGCCCGAGUGGGAACUCUGAAGAGGAAGCAGCAGGUGCGUCAGUUUCUUGAGACCAUGCCCCGAGAAGACGUUGAUGACGUUUUCAGCUCUGAGUACAUGCAGAAUAAACGGUUUGAGAUGCCCUCUAUGUGUCCGAGUGAAGACCAGGACUUCACAUUGACAGAGCUGGAGCCUCUGACCCCGAUGUCCGCAGGUUUCCCCGAAGUCAAGACUCCUCAGUGUCUGCAUAUCACUCCCGGCAUGAUGGGCUCUCCCAACAGGAGCAAUGACGACAAGUACGUCUUUCAGCUGCAGAAGAGGAUGAAAAAACGUCAGUUUAAUGUCUGCAAACAGGCUCCUCCUUCAAAGAGCUUCUCACCCACGCCAUCAGUUAAACGAACAAUGAGAAGAUGUGGGAACACAGAAAAUGACACCUUUGUUGUUUGGGAGAUGUUCCCGGGAAACGAUGGAGUGCUGUCUGAAAGCGGAGAGGAAGAAGAUUUUUACUUCUCAGACAAUGACUAAUUGGAUCUGAAAUGUCACGUCAUUUUAAAGAAAAAAUCAAUGAUUCACAUGAAUUAAAAUCAAGGGAACAGAGGAUACAUGUGAGUCCUUCCUUGUUUAACUCAUCAGAUGUGAAUAAUAAAACAUUUGAAGUGUUUUGC
This is a messenger RNA of Morone saxatilis (striped sea-bass), 3587 nucleotides long. It is a transcript of the gene mis18bp1, whose product is annotated as MIS18 binding protein 1. The record is from RefSeq and is a predicted model, not a curated record. Bases 121 to 3447 code for a protein of 1108 amino acids. The transcript is spliced from 16 exons. NCBI's taxonomy places the organism in Eukaryota, Metazoa, Chordata, Actinopteri, Moronidae.